Molecule: messenger RNA, 1647 nt
Organism: Ciona intestinalis (vase tunicate)
Lineage: Eukaryota; Metazoa; Chordata; Ascidiacea; Phlebobranchia; Cionidae
Source: RefSeq, a predicted model, not a curated record
UAUUGUGGUUUACUAGGUUGUUUAGACUUUAGGUAAAAUUAAAGUUAAAACAAAAAUUGUAGCAGCAACACACGAAGGAUCUGCACAGCUCGUUAAUAGGUGUAAGAUGAAUUCGUACAUGAAAUACCCGGUUCAUGCUUCAAACUCAAAUUCCUAUACCAACCACAUCACCCCGCAAGGCCCAUUCCCUACUUCUCAUGCCAAUAAGCCAACUGUGUUACCACAUGAAACAUCUGCAUACGGAAUAUACAGAACUGUUGAAUCCAUCCGAAAUCACAAUGAAUCGACAGUAACGCCACAAAAUGAAGGUAGUCCUGGCAGAAGCUCCCGAGAGAACUCUCCAACAGGACCUGUUGGUACAACUGUACAUUCAACAGAUAAUUCACCCUAUGCAUAUUCACCUGCUUGCUUAAACUAUAACACAAGUACUCCCUACUGCAACCAACUUGUGGGGGCCGAUUCAAACUAUGUACACCAAAGUUAUUCAAUCAAUGAAUCGUACCCAACCUCCAAUCCCUUAUAUACGAGCACAUUUUCAAACAAUUCGUUAUAUUCCCAAUACAACCCAUGCAUUUUGGGUCCAAAUGUUUCUCGAAAUGAAACGAACGACUCGGUCAUUAAUUCUUGCGGCGUCCAAGAUCGCAUUUCUCCGCCAAAUUCCGCGUAUGAUACUCCUACUGCGAGCCCUCAAUGUACCAACACACUGCCGAGUAACACUUACGAUUGGAUGAAGAUAAAGAGAAACCCACCGAAAAGCAUAUAUUUUUCACAAAACAAAAUGGUGGAGUACACCUACGGAGUAACUGGAAAUAACGGCAGAACAAAUUUCACUACAAAACAGCUUACCGAGCUUGAAAAAGAGUUUCACUUCAAUAAGUACUUAACAAGAGCCAGGAGGGUUGAAAUAGCAGCAGCAUUGCGCCUUAAUGAAACCCAGGUAAAAAUAUGGUUUCAAAAUCGUCGUAUGAAGCAGAAGAAAAGGGACAAAGAAGCAGAAAAGUUAAACGGAAAUAAAAUGUCACAAAGCAAAAGCGAAACGCUUCAUGGCUUGAAACAAACUUCUACAUCUUCAUCAACUAAUCCCAUGUACCUCGCAUCGUCAUCAUCAAACAAAAGCACUGGCGUCACAAACUACAAUUCCUUAAUGUUAAGUCAUCAGUUCCAAAAACCUGCCGCAGAGGCGGACAUGAAUAUAGUCACGUGACCUUGACAUCAAUUACCAGCAAGGUAGCCAACCCAACAGCGAGUAACGUCACACAAUAUACGUCCUCGUUUUGCGCAUCAUUGUAGAUGACCAAGAAAGCGCAUAAACUACACGCAUUCAUUUUAUUUUAUCUUUUAAAACACCCGUGAAACAAAAUAUAAAAAAAGUUUAAGUAUUUGGAUUCGGUUUUAUAUAUGUACAAUAUUCGUAAGCAUUCUGUUUAUUACAAUGUAGUUAUAUUUUAACGCCUGUUACAAUUUGGAUAACGCUUUAUUUUAAAAUCAACAGCACACACAAGCCUCUCCCUCUAUAUAUAUAUGUUGCACAGAUGUGUAACGUUCCUUCGUUUUACCUCAUUUUGUACAUAUAGUCGAUAUUUCGCAAAAAUGUAUAUUACACUUGUUGUAUCUGUAAUUUAUAAAAUGAACUUAUUCUUACGUAAA